Messenger RNA from Seminavis robusta, 441 nucleotides. The record is from the annotation of a GenBank genome assembly. Lineage: Eukaryota; Bacillariophyta; Bacillariophyceae; Naviculales; Naviculaceae.
AUGGUGGUGGAAGCUACCAGCGCUAAUGGCGUAAUCCGUGGCAGUUCUGGUGGUGCCCUGCGUAAGCACAGAAUGUGUGCGAUAUUGGUGGCCUUUCUAAAUGACCCACAAUGCCAAAACAAACAAGACGAACGAAAGGUUCAGAUUCCCUGCUGGGACAAACCUGGAUCUCCUUGUACCGACUACGCUGGCAUUUCUGUCAAGGAUCUUUAUUGUAAUGCCGAUGGAUACCAUGAAACAGCCUUUCAAGGAACUGAUACUUGCGAUGAAACCAAAGGUCAGAAGGAGACUGUGGACAUUCUCAAGAAUCAAUGCACAUAUGGGAUGAAAUUCAGUUCUUGCAUUCCAGGAGACUGCCACUUUGACGAUGAUGCUGUCAUUGUUGAUGGACUGUGGAGUGCUAAUGCUGUGGUGGAGGAGGGAACAGCUUUGGUUGUGUAG